Sporothrix schenckii 1099-18 is the source of this 1506-nucleotide messenger RNA. RefSeq lists its product as uncharacterized. The record is from RefSeq and is a predicted model, not a curated record. The coding region runs from base 1 to 1506 and encodes 501 amino acids. The transcript has 2 exons. NCBI's taxonomy places the organism in Eukaryota, Fungi, Ascomycota, Sordariomycetes, Ophiostomatales, Ophiostomataceae.
AUGGCCGACAACUCAACCGUCUUGCCGCCGCUCAAGGCCGUCACCGACACCGACCAGGGCGGCAUCCUCGCCAUCGCGGCCAGUCUCGGUCUGGUCUUUGGCGUCAUCUCGCUGCUCAUCCGCACCUAUGUCCGCAUCGAGUGCCGCGCUGCCUUUGGCAAGGACGACUACGCCGCCUUUCUGAGUAUGGUCGUCGCCCUGAUACAAGGCGUCUUGGUCUUCUUGGCCAUUUCCAACGGCUUUGGCAAAGUCGUUGCCGACCUCACGUCCGACGCCAUCCUCGCCUGGCAGCGCGACCUGUACAUUAGCGACAUUUUCUUUCUCGUCGGCAUGUGGCUGACCAAGAGCUCCAUUGCCCUGCUGCUGAUGCGCCUCUCCCGCGACCCGUCGCACAGCGUCAUGGCACGCAUCCUGCUCGUCGCCUCGGCCGUCUACUUUGUCGUCUCCAUUUUUGUCGUCGCCAUCCGCUGCGACCUCAGCCAGCCCUGGAACGACGCGGUCCCCGGCUGUUCUGCGACCACGUACGCCCGCUGGGCUGCCGUCACCGUCAUGGACGUCCUCGUCGAAAUCGCCCUCUUUAUCGGCGGUGUCUGGCUCGUCCGCGACCUGCAGCUGCCGUGGAGCAAAAAGUCGGUCGUCGUCGUCGCCUACGGCCUCCGCCUGCCCGUCAUCCUCGCCGCCGCCGUCCGCCUCUACUACCUGCGCCAGUCCCUCUACAGCAACGACGAGUCCCUGCACGGCAUCCUGGCCUACGUCUGCACCCAGACCGAGCUCGCCUACGCCGUCAUCGCCACCACCAUGCCCUGCCUCAAGCCGUUUAUGAGCGCCCUCAACACGGGCUACGGCGGCGGCGGCACCUUUGUGCUCACCACCACGUCCCCCAACGCGUCGAACCUGCAGCGCAGCCGCGACACGACGGGCGGCCAUUCGACGUACGGCAAAGCCAAGGCGGCCGCCGUGGCCGUCAUGAGCGGCGGCGUUGGCGGUGGCAACGGCAGCAGCAACGGCGGCGCCGGCGCUGGGAGCCGCAGUGCGUCCAAGGUGCGCGACUCGACGGAGUCACAGACGCGCAUCCUCAGUGGCAACGACAACAAGAAUGGCGGCAACGGCACCGACAGCGAAAGCGGCCACCUGUCGCGACCGGCGACCAACAACUCGGAGCCGCCGCAGGCCAUGCCCAAGCUGGCGCCGUCCCAGACCCAGUACGUCCCCACACAAGUGCCGUCCAAGGCGUCUGCCUUUGCCUCCUUCAAGACCACCAAGGCCGCCAGCUCCACCGCCACGGCAACCAAGAGUCCCUUUGGCGGACGGUCGCGGAUGAGUGCAGUGGCCCCCGAGUAUGUGGUUGUCACGACAGACACGACCGUGCAGGAAGAACGAACGGACAAUGCCGCGCGGCAGUCGACGCAGCCCGCAGAGCCGGCAGAGCCCAUCGCACCCGUGUCGCCGAUAUAUGCACAGUACUCUCGUGGUGGUGGGCAACCACGGAUUGGGCAUGCCGAGUAG